AUGGCGACCGCGCGGCCCCUACUCCGCCUCCCUCCCCCGCUUCGGGCCCUCCGAUGCGCGCCUGCAGCCCUCGCCCGACCGCCCCCGCGCCGUCACUUCUUCAACCUACCCAAUCUCUCCGCGACCGAGCCCCAGACGCUCACGGCCUCCCGGACGAUGCCCUACCUCUCCACCCAGCUGUACGACGUCAUUGCCGAUGUCGACGCCUAUGAUUCCUUCGUCCCCUACUGCGCCCAGUCCCGCGUCACCCAAUGGACGGCCCCCGACGCCUCCGGCCGCCGCUGGCCCGUCCAGGCCGACCUCCGCGUCGGCUGGGGCGGCUUCGAGGAGACCUUCACUAGCAGGCUGCACUGCGUUCCUGGGAAAAGUGUCGAAGCGGUCAGUGGCGCCGACGUCGAGGGCGCGAGCCCGGGCAACGGCGGGGAGGGAGGCGCCGUGUUCAGGAGCCUGGUGACCAAGUGGCAGCUGCGGCCGCUGACCUCCGGUACGGGCACCGAAGUCGAUUUAGUCAUCAGGUUCCAGUUCGCGAAUCCGCUCUACUCGGCCGUGAGUGCCGCCGUGUCUGAAAAGGUUGCUGGCGUCAUGAUCCAGGCCUUCGAAAAGCGGGUGAAGGCUGUUUUGGGAGUUCCCAGACUAUAG
Molecule: messenger RNA, 639 nt
Organism: Colletotrichum graminicola M1.001
Lineage: Eukaryota; Fungi; Ascomycota; Sordariomycetes; Glomerellales; Glomerellaceae
Product: polyketide cyclase/dehydrase and lipid transporter
Exons: 1
Coding region: 1-639 (212 amino acids)
Biological process (GO): ubiquinone biosynthetic process; cellular respiration
Cellular component (GO): mitochondrion
Molecular function (GO): ubiquinone binding
Source: RefSeq, a predicted model, not a curated record